Messenger RNA from Lacerta agilis (Sand lizard), 3004 nucleotides. It is a transcript of the gene SMAD4, whose product is annotated as SMAD family member 4. The coding region runs from base 314 to 1972 and encodes 552 amino acids. NCBI's taxonomy places the organism in Eukaryota, Metazoa, Chordata, Lepidosauria, Squamata, Lacertidae. The transcript is spliced from 12 exons. Gene Ontology annotation, biological process: anatomical structure morphogenesis; BMP signaling pathway; SMAD protein signal transduction. Gene Ontology annotation, molecular function: DNA-binding transcription factor activity, RNA polymerase II-specific; RNA polymerase II cis-regulatory region sequence-specific DNA binding; I-SMAD binding. The record is from RefSeq and is a predicted model, not a curated record. Gene Ontology annotation, cellular component: heteromeric SMAD protein complex.
CUGCGCGCGCGUGCGCAGAGCGAGAGGCCGCGGCGCCCCUCAGGAAGCCUCCCCCCUCCCGGCUCGUCUCCCUCAGGGCCGCUGAGGAGGCGGGAAGGCGAUCGCGAGGGGCGGCCGAAGAGGUGGGUUAGGGGCGCCCAGGAAGGCCCCUCACCGGCGGGCAGGCGGGCAGGCCGCGGCGGCGCCUCUGCUGCUGCUGCUGCUGCUGCCGCCCGACACGGGGUCCCGGCCGAGGCCCAGGUGCAUGUUGGAGACAGUUCUUGGUCCACUGACUGGCAAGAUUAUUUGGUCUUGGAAGUAAAAGCUGUACCAAAUGGACAAUAUGUCUAUUACUAACACACCAACAAGUAAUGAUGCUUGUCUGAGCAUUGUUCACAGUUUGAUGUGCCAUCGACAAGGAGGGGAGAGUGAAACAUUUGCAAAGCGAGCAAUCGAAAGCUUAGUAAAGAAACUGAAGGAGAAAAAAGAUGAAUUGGAUUCUUUGAUUACAGCCAUAACUACAAAUGGAGCUCAUCCUAGCAAGUGUGUUACAAUUCAGAGAACAUUGGAUGGAAGACUUCAGGUGGCUGGUCGUAAGGGUUUUCCUCAUGUAAUUUAUGCACGGCUAUGGAGGUGGCCUGAUCUUCACAAAAACGAACUCAAACAUGUCAAAUAUUGUCAGUAUGCUUUUGACUUGAAGUGUGAUAGUGUCUGCGUGAAUCCAUAUCAUUAUGAGCGUGUUGUAUCACCCGGCAUUGAUCUUUCAGGAUUGACACUGCAGAGUUCAGCACCCUCAAGCAUGUUGGUGAAAGAUGAAUAUGUUCAUGAAUUUGAGGGGCAGACAUCGCUGUCAACUGCUGAAGGCCAUUCAGUUCAGACUAUCCAACAUCCGCCUAGUAACAGGGCAUCUACUGAAACCUACAGCACCCCAGCCAUGUUAGCUCCUUCAGAGUCUAGCACUACCAGCACCACCAACUUUCCCAACAUUCCUGUCGCUUCCACAAGUCAACCUCCCAGUAUGCUGCCAGGUAGCCACAGUGAUGGACUUUUGCAGAUUGCUUCAGGGCCUCAGCCAGGGACGCAGCAGAAUGGCUUUACAGCUCAGCCAGCUACUUACCACCACAACAGUACAACAACUUGGACUGGGAGUCGAACUGCUGCCUACACACCUACCAUCCCUCACCAUCAGAAUGGACAUCUUCAACAUCAUCCGCCUAUGCCCCAUCCUGGACAUUACUGGCCAGUUCAUAAUGAACUUGCAUUCCAGCCACCUAUAUCAAACCACCCUGCUCCAGAGUACUGGUGUUCAAUUGCCUAUUUUGAGAUGGAUGUCCAAGUUGGCGAAACAUUUAAAGUACCUUCAAGCUGCCCAAUUGUUACAGUUGAUGGGUAUGUGGACCCUUCAGGUGGAGACCGCUUUUGCCUUGGUCAGCUCUCCAACGUUCAUAGAACAGAAGCCAUUGAGAGAGCGAGGUUGCAUAUAGGCAAAGGUGUGCAGCUGGAAUGCAAAGGUGAAGGUGACGUGUGGGUUCGGUGCCUCAGUGAUCAUGCGGUCUUUGUUCAGAGUUACUACCUAGAUCGGGAAGCAGGGCGUGCGCCAGGCGACGCAGUCCACAAAAUUUAUCCAAGUGCUUAUAUAAAGGUGUUUGAUUUGCGUCAGUGUCACCGUCAGAUGCAACAGCAGGCUGCUACAGCACAGGCUGCAGCUGCUGCUCAAGCUGCUGCAGUUGCAGGAAAUAUUCCUGGGCCAGGAUCUGUAGGAGGAAUUGCUCCAGCCAUCAGUUUGUCAGCCGCAGCUGGAAUUGGCGUGGAUGACCUUCGCCGCCUGUGCAUCCUCAGGAUGAGCUUUGUCAAAGGUUGGGGACCUGAUUACCCGAGGCAGAGCAUCAAGGAGACGCCAUGUUGGAUCGAAAUCCACCUGCAUCGGGCCCUGCAGCUCCUAGACGAAGUUCUUCAUACCAUGCCUAUUGCAGACCCCCAGCCCCUAGACUGAGACCUUGCUGCUGUUCUUAGCUGUUAUAGAGUGAGGAUGGCGGAUUGUAAAAUACAAUUUUAUUAACCGGAAGAUAUAUUUUGCUUCCGUUCUGCUUAAUCUUUUAACCAGGUUUUAAUGAGAAAAUGUCUUUGCCACCUUGCUCUCAGCAGAAAAAAACAAAAAACCAGAACCUGCAGGAACUCUGAAUAGUUUCACACCUUCGGGCUUAUUCUGUAGUUGUGGGAAGCUGACGCCAAGCAGCAAAGUUUUGAUUGUGGUCUUGGCGUGAUCGCUGCUGUGCUUAAGCCUUGGAAAUCUCACUUGGCUUUAUUGAGGACAACCCCCCCCCCCCGCUCCAUUCUCUUGGCAGCAUGGGUUUUGGGGGGCUCCGUUUAAGCACUUACUCAGCCUGCCCCUUAGCUGGAUCCACCCCAAAUGAGCAAAAUCAUGUUGAUUAUUCUAAAGGGAUGGUUUCUGGUGCUGCACUCUGCUACAGCACUGGGGCAUGUCUCAUAGUAAGGCUCUGUAUGUGAAAUAUUUAUGUACACAUAAUCAUUUGAAACACACUAGAAACGGAUGGGCUUCGAAGCUGGCACUAAAUGUAAAUGCAACAUAAAAUAUUCAGCAAGGAGAACUGCCAGCUGAAUUAUGUAACCAGUGUGCAAUGAUACAUAUUUUCAUUACUAUUCCCAACUGAUUUCCGCUACAGUAAAAACGCUGUAAAACCUGGACAGUUGAGAUAGCAUUAAUAUGUGUUUUACUGCACUUGGAGUGCCAUCUCAAAACCUCGUAAUCCUGUUGAUGGUUGCAUCGCCGAGAAUCCAGAUUUUAUAUUUUUUAACAUUUCUACUCAGGGCAAGAUGGCAAACUUGUUUUUAUACCUCUUGGUUAUUUUAAGCUCUUUAUCCCAUCAAUGAUUUUAUCUAUUUGCAUUGACUUUGUAUAGAGAAUUUCAGGUAGAAGUUGCAAAUGUAUUGGCUGUAUGACAGAUGAAAUAUUAUGCUUUCUCUAGUUAAUAAAACUACUGGAAAAAAAGCUUCAGAACUCUGA